CAGGCUUAGAGUGUAAGAUGAGAAGGAGAAGGUGGGCCUCACCCAGGAGGGGAGGGCGCCCAGAAACUUCCUGCGGCUCACAGCUCCACCGAAAACUGAACGCAAGAGUCCUCCCACGAACUUUCAACUACAUCCUCGGUGUCUGGGGCAAGGGAGAAGAGAUCGGAGCUCGGGCGUCUCCAACUUGGAGCCGGGACACUGGCGAUUCCGGUUUGGACUGAGGUUCAUGUAAGCAUCCUGGAAAACUGCUUGCUACAACUCCGAGGAGGUUGGGGGGGACCCAACUGGGACUUGUCGCCUGAAGAGAAAAUUGCAGGGAGGUGACACUCUGCGUGAGCAGAGUUGUUAGGACCCUCCACUCCCCACUCCCCAAGACUAGAAGCCAAGAGCCUGGGCUUCUUGCCCCCCACCUGAGAGUCCACGCUGGAGAUCUUAAAGACUCUCGAAAAAAGCCACGUGGGGGGAUGGUUCCCCUGGGGCUUCCUCCCCUCUCCCGAUUGCCUGAUCCUCUGGAGUGUCCCCGACGUCUGCAAAGAUGUCGAUCUGGACGUGUUAGUGGAGGCCUUAAAGCCCGUGGGCACCUUUAAGAAGAUCGGGAAGGUGUUCCGCAAAGAGGAGGACUCCACGGUGGGGAUGCUGCAGAUUGGGGAGGAUGUUGACUAUCUGCUCAUCCCCCGGGAGGUCCGCCUGGCUGGGGGCGUGUGGAGAGUCAUCUCCAAGCCUGCGACUAAGGAAGCUGAGUUUCGGGAGCGGCUGAUGCAGUUUCUGCAGGAGGAAGGCCGCACCCUGGAAGACGUGGUCCGUAUCAUCGAAAAGAGCACUCCACACCCACCCCAGCCCCGCAAAAGAGCCAAGGAGCCCAGAGUGAGGCGAGUCCCGCAGAUGGUCACUCCUCCACUUCGGCUGGUAGUAGGCACCUAUGACAGCAGCAAUGGCAGCGAUAGCGAGUUGAGUGACGUCGAUACCUCUAAAGUCAAAGGCAACAGGGGCUCCGGGAGGACCAGGAAGGUGCGCAAAAUGCCGGUCAGUUACUUGGGCAGCAAAUUCCUGGGCAGCGAUGUGGAGAGCGAGGAUGAUCAGGAGCUGGUGGAGGCCUUCCUCCGCCGUGGGGAGAAAAAGCCCAGUGCUCCCGUUCCACGGCGCCGAGUCAAUCUUCCAGUGCCCAUGUUUGAGAACAACCUGGGGCCCCAGCCGUCCAAGGCGGACAGAUGGCGGGAGUAUGUCAGCCAGGUGUCCUGGGGGAAGCUGAAACAGAGGGUGAAGGGCUGGGCGCCCAGAUCAGGCUCAGAGGUGGGCCAGGCCCAGCAGGCCUCCGUAGCAGCUGAGAGGGCUGGAGAAAUGAGACACGGCCAAGCCAGCCCGGACAAUGAUAGCUCCAGAAACACAGGAGACCGGAGCGACCAGACGCUGGGGACCAGACGCUGGAAGCCCAAGAUCAAGUGGGUUUCCUUGAGACGAUGCAGGAAGGAGCAGGUGCCACCCUCGGCUCAGGGGACAGGCAUGCUAGCUGAGCAGCACCCAGAGGCUGCAGAAAACCAGGGCGCAGAGGCUGCAGCUGACCAGAGGGCAGAGGUUGCAGCUAAUCCAAGAGCAGAGGCUGCAGCUGAUCCAAGGGCAGAGGCUGCGGCAGAGGCUGCAGCUAAUCCAAGAGCGGAAGCUGCAGCUAGUCCAAGGGCAGAGGCUGUAGCUAGUCCAAGAGCAGAGGCUGCAUCUAGUCCAAGGGCAGAGGCUGCAGCUAACCAGAGGGCAGAGCCUAUAGCUAGUCCAAGAGCAGAGGCUGCAUCUAGUCUAAGGGCAGAGGCUGCAGCUAACCAGAGGGCAGAGCCUAUAGCUAGUCCAAGAGCAGAGGCUGCAUCUAGUCCAAGGGCAGAGGCUGCAUCUAGUCCAAGGGCAGAGGCUGCAGCUAGUCCAAGGGCAGAGGCUGAAGCUAAUCCAAGAGCAGAAGCUGCAGCUAGUCCAAGAGCAGAGGCUGUAGCUAGUCCAAGGGCAGAGGCUGUAGAUAACCAAAGGGCAGAGGCAGCAGCUAACCAAAGAGCAGAGGCUGCAGCUAAUCAGAGGGCAGAGGCUAUAGCUGAUCCAAGGGUAGAGGCUGCAGGUAAUCAGAGGGCAGAGGCUAUAGCUAGUCCAAGGGCAGAGGCUGCAGCUGAUCCAAGGGUAGAGGCUGCAGCUAAUCAGAGGGCAGAGGCUAUAGCUAGUCCAAGGGCAGAGGCUGCAGCUGAUCUAAGGGUAGAGGCUGCAGCUAAUCUGAGGGUAGAGGCUACAGCUAAUCUCAGGGCAGAAGUCCUAGCUGACCAGAGGGCAGAAGCCAUAGAUAGUCAGAGGGUAGAGGGCCCAGCUAACCAAAGGACUGGUGCUAUAGAAAAUCAGAGGGUGGAGGUCCUAGCUGACCAGAGGGCAGGGGUCCUCUGUGAUCAGAGGGAGGAGGCUGGAUCUCAAGCUAUACCAGAAACCUCAGCUGGUUCGGGAUCUAGGGCCCAGAAACAGGUAAAGACAGUGAGGUUCCAGACCCCAGGACGCUUCUCAUGGUUUCGCAUGCGCAGGAGAGUCUUCUGGCACACUCCCAGGUUGCCAACCCUGCCCAAGAGAGUCCCCAGGGCAGGUGAGGCUAGGAGCCUCAGGGUGCUAAGGGCUGACACCAGAGCAGAAGUGGGACACAGAGAGCAAGAAGAGCAGCUGUGAGGGAAGGCCAGCACCCCUGCCUGCCCUGUGUUAGCUGCUAGGACUGCUCCCUCCACUGUGGGCUCCUCCUCCUUCCAUGUUUGAAAAUGGAGGCUGCUGGAGUGGGGGCCAGGCAGCAGCACCCACAUUCUCCUUCUCCUUUCUACCCUCAUUCUGUACCCUCUCCUGUUCCUCCUUUCCUGCCUCCCUUCCUUCCUCUCCCUCUCCUCUCUCUCUUUUUCUUUCCUUCUCUGUCUAUUUUUCAUUGAGGCAGAGUCUUGCUAAGAAGCCCUAAUGGCCUGGUGCUCCAUAUAUAAUUGGUGUCAAACUCACAGUAGUCCUCUACCUUAGCACCCAGAGCACUAGGGUUAUGGGAGUGACCCUGUUUUGUUUUGUUUUGUUUUGAGACAGGGUCUCUCUAUAUAGCCCGGACUGACCUGGAACUCACCAUAUAGACCAGGCUGGCCUUGAACUCAAAGAUCUGGAUGUCUGCCUCUGCUAGGACUAAAGCCAUGUGCCGCCAUGCCCAUCUUCCGGUGGCCCUCUAUAUCAUCUUGUUUUUAUCUGACAAGAUUGUGUGUUCAGGGUGGUAUGGCUGUAGAUACACUUAAUUUUUUUUAUACGUUGAUGUUUUUUAAAAAAAUACUAAAUAUAGCAUCUCAAAGAAUGAAAGACGUAAAGCCGUGGAGCCUGGCUGCCUGGGUGGUGUUUGAACUUCUUAUGUAUUUUAAGUGUUCACAGCCUGGCAAAGUGAAAUGGGUAGAGGAGGGGCUUAGUCUGCCCUUUUUCUUCUGUCUGUAACUAACUUUGAUUAAUGGCCUUUUUGUACUUAAAGAGAGAACUCAAGUCGAUAUGCAAAUAAAAAUGUGUAAAAGGUG
This is a messenger RNA of Grammomys surdaster, 3536 nucleotides long. It is a transcript of the gene Ccdc8, whose product is annotated as coiled-coil domain containing 8. Bases 634 to 2679 code for a protein of 681 amino acids. Gene Ontology annotation, cellular component: 3M complex. The record is from RefSeq and is a predicted model, not a curated record. NCBI's taxonomy places the organism in Eukaryota, Metazoa, Chordata, Mammalia, Rodentia, Muridae. Gene Ontology annotation, biological process: regulation of mitotic nuclear division; microtubule cytoskeleton organization. The transcript is spliced from 2 exons.